GUCACACUCAUGUUAUUCCACAUUAUAUUUUGUAUUGUAUUCUAGUUUAUCUAAUCUAGCAAAUAUAUUUAAGGCAACUAGACUAAAUGCUGAGCAUUCGUGUUUUAAGGCUACAAAAUGGGCACUCCAUUCUUAACAACGCCUGCCAAUUGGCACUUUCGCGAAACAAGAGCUCCAAAAGUUCGAGCAAACCCAACGUAACGCGCCAGGGAAAAAUAUUUGGCUCGUUGUUUGGAAAUCGGCUUAAAGGCAGCAAAAGCCAUUGGUAUCCAUCGCCCGAUGCAGGAACAUCAGGCAAUCAGAAGUCGAUGCACGCCUUGAAGUUUGGAACCCCACACUCGAAGACAACUGCCAGCCACAACAAUCGACGCAUGUCUGUUCUGAACAAGUUGUUCAUGACGAACAUCACUGAUAUUCUGGCCACCGGCGCAGUUGCCGAUUCCAUCGUGGGACAGGGAGUGCAGAUUUCCUAUGUCAAGAUCACCAGCGACUUCUCCCGCAUCAAUGUCUAUUGGAUGGGCAAGGAUGGCGGGGAGAACCAAGAGCUCGAAAACACAUUGAACCGCAUGAGCGGCAGACUGCAGCACGAAUUGUCGCAGUUGCAUCUGAUGGGCGAAGUGCCAAAGAUCAAGUUUGUCCGGGACAAAACGAGCACUGGUCUCCAUCAGGUCCAUGAGGUGCUGUCCAAGAUCGAUCUUCAGCAUAGUUACUCUAGUUCAAAUGUGGAAGUUGAAGAAAGCGACGCGCAGAUUUGUCAGCCGGCUGCGGAUGAGGAAUGGCCGGAGAUGCGACAGGAUUUCCUCAGUUUUAACCAAAGCUUAGUUAUGGACAAGAUUCUCGGCAAGAUGCGCAAGUCCAAAGAGGCCUGGGUUCAUCAUAGGCAAAAUAUUGCCAAAACCUAACGUUUGUUAAAUCCCUCGACUUAUGUACAUAAUGUUAAUUAUUAAAGUGUUAUUCAAUACAAUGUAAA
Messenger RNA from Drosophila sechellia, 970 nucleotides. RefSeq names its product putative ribosome-binding factor A, mitochondrial. Gene Ontology annotation, biological process: rRNA processing. The record is from RefSeq and is a predicted model, not a curated record. The transcript has a single exon. The coding region runs from base 87 to 902 and encodes 271 amino acids. Lineage: Eukaryota; Metazoa; Arthropoda; Insecta; Diptera; Drosophilidae.